AUGUCGACUAGAGACGCAGAGAAAGCCACUUCAGGCGGCGCUGCGCAGCCGCCGGUGCUUGACCUCACACAAGAGCCCGGCGGCGAUCCUAGUCUCUCCACCCCUGCGCAGAGGCAGCGCGCAGCUAGGCUGAGCCUAGGGACUCCUGCAGCAGCUGACUUAGGCAGUUCUGCUUCAGUUGCAACAUCAUACCAUGACGCACUUUCAGACAAGUCAGGCUUGUCUCCAUCAGCAAGGCGGGGGAAUCAGCGCCGCAAGGGGGCGGGAUUGGAGAAAAGGACGGCAGCGUGUGUGACCAUUCUGCAGAGCCGAAAUCGUGGGGACGUGAAGGUGGAAAUGGAGCUGCUGGAUGAGGCCAAGACUGUAAAAGCCUUUCUGCACAUUGUUGAGUCGGUCGCUCGGAGUUUGGGCGUCGAGUGGCCCUCGUGCGUGGAACCAAAUCAGGGAGCUGUUUGGUUGGAGGACUACAAGGGCAGGUUGACAGACACGCGGUUGGCUGAGGAGGUCCUGCCAUCAGACGCCAAGUUCAGGAUUUUUCGGGAGAGCGAUCGAGGGCAUCCUGACGGCAUGAAGUUUGACACCAUGUACAACCUGGUCCCCAAAGCCGGAGUGCUCACUAGGUCUUCCACCCAGUAUACCUUCUACACAGCAGUUGCUGAGCUCGUGGACAACUGCCUCCAAGCGAUCUGGAUGGAACCACUCGAUACUCACCGGAGGAUCAGCAUCAAGAUCACAGACGCGUCGGUCGAGAUCACGGACAGCGGCUGUGGCAUGGACGAGCAAGAGAUCAACUCCUGGGGAACCGUCGGCGAUUCCCGCAACGUCAACGUGCACGAUCUCAGCACCAAGGUGCCCCCACCCUUCCGGCUCCCCUACAUCGGCAAGUUCGGGGUGGGGGCCAAAGCAGCGUGCUUCCACCUCGGCAGAGCGGCCACCGUUCAAUCCAAAAAGCGAGGGGCGAAGCAAGUCACCGAGCUGAAACUAGACAUGGACAAGCUCGAGGAGUCGCAGUGGCAGGCCGCCGGCAGCGUCAACAGCGAUCCGGAUCCGUCUCAGGUUCCGUACAAGGGGUUCACGCGGGUGACCAUUACCAAGCUGAACGCAGAGGCGUGCACAUACGACAGCGCCAGAUUGCGCACCUUUAUGAAGGACGUGUACCACAAGUAUCUUCUCCCCACAAACGAAGCUGCCGAAGUCAGACCCGAUCAACGUGAACAAGGGCCCGUGAGCAUCUCCAUUGACGGGGGAGAAUUGAACGACGAGUGGGAUAGCGAAAUCCAGAGGACCGUGGCGCUUGGCAACUUCCAAGAAAAGGGAGGCCCGCUUAUUGUUGACCUGGAGUUCAGCAAGCCCGCUCUCUCCGCCUCGAGCAAUCCGGCCGCGGCCAGCACCAGCACCGGACACAGCAUGGAGCCGACCAGGGCACGUGCCCGACUGGAGCUCUUCUACCUGCCGUUUGCGGACGGGGAGGAGCAGCUCGAGUCGACCCUAGAGGCGAAUCCAAAUCCAGGCGUCACGUUCAGCACCGCUUGGCGAACUGCCUUUUGCUGGAUGGCCCGGUGGCUGCCUGAUGCCAACCUAGGUUUUCCCGGUCUGCCCUUCCAAAGUCUGCCCCCACGCGCGACACAAGCUCAAAAGGCCAAGGAACCGCCACCCACGGCUAUGAACCGGGUGAGAGGCAUCGUCUACCUGGACGGAGGCUUCACCCCCUCCGAGACGAAGACGGCGCUCGCGGUCGACAAGCCGUUCAACAGGGCCCUGAUGAUGCUCGGCGAGAAAGACGAAGUGGUUGCGAAGAGCACGGCAAAGGGCGUGAAAGUGAAGAUCCGAGUGCUGACGUCAGGGCGAAGUGGGCCGAGGUGGGACGAAGUGACGAACGUCGGCAAGUUGGCGGAGCAGUACCGCAACUGGGUGUUCAAUCAGCACAGGCUGCUGGACGAUGAGGUUAAGUGCGACCAGGAGAGCAAGGUGCUCGUGCUCUGCGACGACCAGCUCCGCACUUCUCUUGGGGGCAUCGACCUCGAGAUGGUGACGUUCCUUAGACGGGCCCAGAUUCCCAUCGACGGCAAGCCGGGAACCUGGGAGGCGUCAGCAUCGGACGGCUCUCAACAGCUCCGAGUGAAGAUGGCCAAGGGCCGUUUUGCGACCAUCGAGUGGUUCCUGUACCCGGGGAUGGAUGAAUCGCCCGCUGACAUCCGGUUCGUCUACCGCCCCCACGAUCGAAGCCAACCUGACAGAUGCCGGUCGAGCGUCCUGACCGAGAGGGGCGAGUUCCCCAGAUUCCGCCUGGGAACGGGCUGCGAGAUUGCGCACGUGAAUCGGAUCAUCCUUCAAGACAUUGUCCGCGUGAACCCGGCAGACUGGGCGAAGAUGAUUCGCGACGAGGAGGCAAGUCUGCCAGGUUACGUGGACAUUCUGAACGAGGAGGAGGCGGCCGGGGCUGGCGAAAAGGCGUUUCCUCACGAUGGUGCCGAGCUCCAAGCGGGCGAGAAGCUUCCCAACGCUGGCGUUCUCGUGCGGCCACGAGUAGAGUCGAAGGGCGGACGGCUCGCUAAAUGCAACAUUGUCCAGAAACGACUUGAGGUCCGACUCGAUGUGCAAUUCACGAGCACGGCCGGAGAGGUGGGCGAGUACAGUCACAAAGAGGCUGCGGUGUGGUUGGAAAGCCAAACCAAGAUCAAAGGCCCCACGUACUUCUUCACAUUCCCCACGGUCAAGGGCAAGCCCUACUUGUGGGAAGCCGGAACCUACAGGUUCACUUUCGUGGUGAGCGGCCAACACGACCCUCCUGUAAAACCGCUCGUCCGGACCAUCACGGUUCGACCGCGCGACACGGUGGCCAAGUGGUGGCUUGCCGAAGCAACCAGUUCUGACGAUGCUCUGCCAGUCCGGCUUGGGAUACCGUUCAAUCUGCGGGUGCGACAAGAAGACAAACUGGGGAAUCGGAAAGCGUUUGAUGCUCCUCUUCCCCUCCGGCACAAGUUCUUCGCAGCAUUGCCUCCUUACUCGGCAAUCGAAGCCGACAGGAUCAAUCUCAAACACGGCGAAUCAAGCGUGUCGGACGAUGGCAUGGAGCUGGAAGUGGCUGACAUCAUCCUAACGUCAGCACUCACACCGGAGCUGCGGGAGGUUUGCCUGCGGCUGAUGCCGGCGUCAGACGCGCCGGUGUUCCGGCACGUAGUCAGUGACGUGUCGGAAGAGACGGCGGACCGCAAUAAAGCCGAGAUCUUCCUAACAUUGCAUUCUGGUCCUGGUUACGCGGAGAGGUGUUCGUUGCAGAGCAACCCGCCCUUGGACGGCACCACUGUUCUGCGACCGGACCAAGUCUUCGACUCGUUUGUGAUGACCUUCCGAGACCAGUUCGGCAACCCCCUGGAAAAGGGGACGGAGCUCACGAUCGACUUGGACGGGUUUGAGAUGGGAGGCAACAAGCACCUCGUCAACGAAACAGACGAGAACGGCCAGAUUAGCCUGGGUGGAGAGCUGACGGUGAGCGGGACAUACGGCUCCACCUGCAAGAUCGUUGUCAGCCAAGGCGACACCGAGCUCCUGAGCAAAGCGGCCGAAGUCGUGGGCUUGCACAUACACCUCGAAGACGGCGAAGAACUGUCGGGUAUCGCCGGGGGGGCCUUGGAUGAGGUUACGAUAACCCUGGUAGACCCGGACGGUAACUUUGACAGCGACGCGGAAGGGUCCUGGGCUCUCUGGCUGGAUCCCAAGGCGAAGAAGGCCCCCCCCGGAAGGACUUUCGAGAACGGCCGGGCGGUUCUGGAAGGGGUGGUUCUGCCAAGGCGUCUGGGCGUCGUCGACGGACUGCUGAAGGUGACCGUUCAGAGAGGGGGCCUUCGGACCGACCUCGAGAAGGCUGUCAAGAUCCAAGUCAACGCCGGGCCCGUCCGAAUGCUGGACCCCGUGUCUAUCUCCGGGUCGGUGCCCUGUGGGGCCACUUCCAAGCUCUCUUUCCGGUCGUUCGAUGCGAACAAGCUGGCUGCACCUCUCCCUAAUGACGUCCUCCAACAGUUGCGGCUCUCCCUCGACGGCCAGGCACAAGACGCCGCCACCCUCGGACACGUGUCUCAAGCGGAGCUCGUAGACGGGACCGAGAACGAGUACGCAAUCGACGCGCGCUUGGAAGGCGUGGCCGGAAGUUACCACCUGAAGCUCUCCCUCCCAGAAGUGGAAACGAGCAGGGAUUCAAUGGAAGAGCCGAGAGCGGAGGCACGGUUAGCCGCGAAGUGGAAGAUUCGGCUGUGCGCGGGGGAGUUCGAUAAGCUGGAGGCGGUCAUGGAGGAGUCGCCGGUGACCACAACGAUGAGAAUGGUCCGGGGGGAGUGGCUGGACGGGCUGACAGCGCGCGCGUUUGACUCGCAAGAGAAUGUCUGCACGCAGCGUGACAGGGAGUCCUGCAUCGUGGAGAUUGCUCCGGUCGGAGCGCAGUACGAUGCGGCGGCAGCAAGCCAGCGCGCGCGGUGGGUGGACGCUAUGCGCAAGGGCAAAGUCACGUUCAGCAGAACGCAAAUAUUACUUGAAGCCGGGAAAUACCGCGUCCACUGCUGGCUGGAGAACAGUCUCGAGAAGCCCACGACAUUCGAUUUGAGAGUCGAAGAGGGAAACUACCCGCGGGAUAUCAGGCUUCCGGAUCCUAGCCCAAUGGCGGUGGACCUGGGGUCGGAGUCGGGGACUGUGCUGGAAACGCUGUACGUGGACCUCCUCUCCGCGGAUCGCUGCAGAUUGCGGAGCUUGGAAGAGGUUGACCCUCCGGUCUUGCAAAUCAAGCGGCACGACACCGGUGAAAUGGUCGGCAAGGAACUCAUCGGACGGCUUCAAGCGGAGGACGAAUGUGCUGACCGGGAAGGGGGCGCCGGAGAGAACAGCGACGAAGCCGGCCCGUCAGCGCAAGAGCGCCCUGCCAAGCGCGCGCGCACCAAGGACUCCGUCAAGAAAGAGAAGUCCGUCAAAAGCGAAGGCGCGGCAGAAAACGAGGCCGAUGAGAAGGUCACCCGCUUCUCUUUCGUCGACGUCCCGGUGCCUACGAAGGCCGGCGAAUACUUCCUUGACUUCUCCCACACGCACGAGUACAAACUGGGCUCUGGCAGAAAGGACACAAGGACACGUGUCAGGUCCGUAGAGGUCCGGCACGGUCUCCCCGCGGAGCUGCACUUCGCAACUAGGAUGAGGAAAACGGUCGCGGAAGGAGAAGAGCUAGCGGAGGCCGGACGCCCGGUGGAAGUGACGCUGCGUGACGUGCACAAAAACGUUUGCACGAGAAUCAGCGGCUUGGCGGUGGCACUUUUUGUGAGGGGCGACCAAGCGGGAAGCAGCAGUGCGGAGGUUCCGGAGAUAGUUUCCGCUGUCGACGGCGGAACGGUCGAGGCGGUUGUGACGGACGGAAAGGCGGUGUUCGAAGCGGUGAAGAUGGGUUCCGGCGGAGCGGGCAUCUACAGCUUUGCGUGCGGGCUAGCGGAAAGCGAACUGGCACGGGAGGAAAUGAAGGAGUGGAUGAAGAGCUUGAAGGAGGCGAAGUCGCAUUUUGUAUACCGCAAUCCGGAGGAGGAGGGGCAUGUUCUGGGUGAUAAAGCUCGGCUCACCGGAGCUCUGAGAGACGCCAGGAACAAGGAGGCCAGCUUGCGAUCCGCGCUCGAGAGACUCGUCGCCGAGCAACUCUCAAUCAGCCAGAAAGCGCAGGCCAGCGCCAGCAAGCGCGCGCACAUCCAAACCGCGCGAAAACAGUUGGCGACGGAGCUCGGUGAGCUGGAGAUAAGAGCGCGCGCCGCGGCCCGGCGGAUCCAUGAACUAGAGCGAGCGGAGACGGCGGCGGGGCAGCGGAACUCGCGGGCUGUCUUGCAGGACUUUCGGGGGAGGCGGCCGUGGGCUGCGGUGGCACAACUAGCGGUACAGACCCCUGGUAGCGGCCUUCACCCCGACGACUUUCGGCAGGCGGACCUUGAGCCUGAGCUCCUAGGCGUGGUCGCCUUUCUGGGACGGGUGGAGGACGAUACGCUCAAUACCCGGCUCAUGGAAUGGAUCGGGGGCAAGAAGGACAGCGUCGUCUGCAGGACCGAGGAAGGAAGAGCCGCUUGUAUCGACGUUCGCUCGCCCAACGGCUCGAUCGACCGUACCCGUGGACUGGCAGGACUAGCGGGACGACUCAACGUGGAGCUGCGUGGCCGCUAUGACGUCAUCCCGCUGGACAAGCCGGGAGUCGCCCGCAACUUCUUCUCUGGGCCGAUCUUGGAGAAUCACCAGCAAAAGCUGCUGAGCAUCGCUUCCCCCAUGAUCCGCGGCCAGCCGCCUGAAGGGUUCCUCGGAUACGCGGUCAACUUGAUUCAUCUGUCGCCGGAACAGCUGGACGUCGACAUCCGGGUACCUUCUGAGAGCGGAACGCGCACGUACGGGCUGCGGGCGUCGCUCUUCUUUUUCCUUUUCGGACGGCUGCAAGUGUACGAUACGGACGCCCACAAGCGCGCGGCCGCGCGCGAGCUUGGAGGGAACUUCAAUGCAGUGACAAUCGGCCCGGGGUCUAUCACGCGACCUGACCGUGAGGUCAGCGGCUUCGCCCCUGAGGACAUCCCCGGGGUCAACUUCGAGCGCGUCCCCUGGAGCGAGCGCAAGCAGUGCAGUCUCUACCCGCCGGAGCUUUCUCGGUGUCUGGACAUCACGGAGGAGUACACGCGGCUCGAAGCAACGCUUUCACAGCAAACCGACAGACUGCGAGAGCAGGAUGUGGAGUGCCAGGCUUACGAGCAGAUGCGCGCGACACUGCAAGAAGAGACGUCGGCGGUCAAGCGUCAGCUGCAGGAGACUGCUCGUGAGAUUGCCAGCGUGCAAGGAGACCUUCAAAAGCUGAUGGAUCACGCCAAAGAGUGCGGAAUGGGGAGGAACGCACCGGAUGGCAGGGCACGAGAAGAAGAGGGAGGGCAAGGCGCUACGUGGAGCAACAAGAAGCCAAGACGAGCUUGAUAGGGCUGACAUAGACUGGAAGCUGUGAGAUGCGAACACUUACAUGUAAAAGAAACACGAGUCUUGGAUUUUCGGAGUUCGAGUGUAGAUAUAAUCGGUUGGUCAGCGCGCUCAUUGUACAAGUUUUUGGCUCAGACGUUACUUCAUUGUCAGUAGACCCAGCAGUAUAGGGCGUGACGACGGUAGUACUGUAAAGUUUUUAAA
This is a messenger RNA of Klebsormidium nitens, 7164 nucleotides long. NCBI's taxonomy places the organism in Eukaryota, Viridiplantae, Streptophyta, Klebsormidiophyceae, Klebsormidiales, Klebsormidiaceae. The record is from the annotation of a GenBank genome assembly.